UGUGUGUGUGUGUGUGUGUCAGGAGCUGAUCAGGGUAUCUCAGGCUCCCCUUGUCCUGUACAGAAGAGUUUUUGGAAGACUCUGACUCGUGUUACACUUGGACCUACAAUUCUAUAAAAGUUUAGACUUUCGACUUGUUGGACAAAAGAAAGACGAGCGUCCAGAGGAGACCAGCGAGGUCCAAAUCAUCAUCUUCAUCACCCCCUACCCUCCCCGUUGGCAUGGCAACCAGCAGCUCAUCAUCACCGCUAAUGAAAACCAAACCUCAGCAGCAGAGAUUGGUCAGCAAGGAUGGGCGGAGUCUUAUGCGCAGCCCUGCCUCCGGUGUACGGGAAACAUGGAUCGGGGCGUUUAAGGACAUGUGGGGGGCGUGGCUUUCCCUGCGUUGGCGAUGGGUGGUGUUAGCAUUCUGUGGUUCCUUCCUCCUCCACUGGCUUCUCUUUGCUGUACUGUGGUAUGUCUUGGCACGUGCCAAUGGUGAUUUGGGCGUGGACCAUGACAACCCGCCACCCGGGCAUACACUGUGCGUCAAAUAUGUCACGGGUUUCACUGCCGCCUUCUCGUUCGCCCUGGAGACCCAGCUGACCAUCGGAUAUGGGACCAUGUACCCCAACGCCGAUUGCCCCACCGCCAUUGCCCUUCUUGCCCUGCAGAUGCUGCUGGGGCUCAUGCUUGAGGCCUUCAUCACUGGUGCAUUUGUGGCUAAAUUCUCUCGUCCACAGAAGCGCUGCAGUGGAAUCUUGUUCAGCCCUAAAGCCGUGGUGUGUGAAGUCGAUGGUCAACGUUGCCUAAUGUUCCGUGUGUGUAACCUGCUCUCGAGGCCGCUGGUUGACGUAUGUGUGAGUGCCGUGCUCUAUGAGGAACAGGACGAUCACACAAUCCGCCAAACCGCCCUGGAUUUCCUGUUGGAUGGCUUGGGCUCGCGACCUUGCCCCCUCUUCCUGUCACCUUUGACCUUUCUCCACCCCUUGACCCCAGACAGCCCGCUGAUUCGUGCCAUGCCCCCUUCAGGCCAGUCACAGUUUGAGCUGGUUGUGUUUCUUUCUGCUUCCCAGGAGGGCACUGGAUCCGCCUACCAGAAGAGGACGUCCUACUUGGCUGACGAGAUCCAAUAUGGCCGCCGUUUCACCAAAGCGGUCCUGCACGGAGAACGGCGGAACAGCGCUCAGGCCAUGCGCUAUUUCGACACGCACAUUUGCCCACUUAUGGGACCCAACACGUACAGCAACUCUCGGGACAAGGAGUGUGUGGUACAGGUCAACGGCGACGGUAACGAUGCAAUGGAAUAGCUGUGUGUGUGUGUGUGUGUGUGUGUGUGUGUGUCGUCCAUUUUUCCUCAUCCAAUCUGUGCACAUGAAAGGGCAUUUCACUUGAGAACAACACUCAUAUAACUCUUACAUAUCAUUCCAUUAAUGCUAAUCACUAACUAGAACUUGGUCAGAUGCUAAUCGCUAGCUAGUCCCUGUCUAGUUGCUAAUCACUAGCUAGAAUCUGACUGAAUCCUAAUCAAAUUUCAAAACAUCAAUUUAAAAAAACUCUUAUUUCACUCAAUGGAGAAAUUCUGUACUAAUUGACAGACACGAAAUUGCUAGGAGGACCCAAAUGGAUGCUAAUCAAGAGCAUGGACGCAACCAGGCACUAAACACAAGCUAAGUUCUACCUAGCUAAUCAUUUACAGUGAUGACUUUCUUCAAGUUUUUUUCACACAUCGUAAAGAUACACAGUGAAACCAACAGCGUUUUAUUCAACAUCACAGUCUGAUUUCUCAGAUGUACCCCCUGCAACAGCCAGAAACUAUACCAUUUUGCAUUUUCCCUUCUCCGAAAUGCAUCAACUUUGAAAAUAAGCUCCUUCAUGGAAUCGAGAUUCAGAAUGGAGAGAAAGCUGGAGCCACCUUCAAGGACUGGAUUUGAGCAACACUGUUCUUCUGAAUCCACAUCACACCAUCCGGACUUGAAAACGAAGGAAUAGCAUAAAACGGGGAUGAACAUUUACUGAAAUAUGUGAAGUUUUGAGAAUUAACGAUAAUAAGCGAUGAUUUUAGAGUACACUGAUGAUAGCUAAACACUAAAUACUACUGCUUACAGGCUAUAAAUUAGCAUCAAGGUGCCAGGUGAUUGUGGUAUCAAUUAGCAAAAUAGCAUUAAAAUAUUAAAGCUUGGAAAUAUGCAGAAUUGUAUUAGCUAGCCACUUGAGGAAAUGGGAUCGCAGGUAUAUUUUUUUUCGUGGGGAUUUUUUUUUUUUUUUUGUAAAAUUCACAAAAACCUAAGCAACAUGCUUAACUUUGAGUAAUUAGAUCAAUUCUUUCUAAAAGUAAAUAAUUAUACAUGACACUAAGUGCUAAUAUACCAUGCUAUUAUUAACACAUAAGCUAAGAACACUGUAGUGAAUUUUAUUUUUUAUUUUUUUCCCAUUUACUCAAGUGGCGAAGCCUGGAAAGUUUGUUUUAGUUAGAAACCAAAGUCACAUGAGACAUUUUUUCCCACAUGAAGGACGAGCAAUUAAUGGAAUCUGCACCUAGCUCUGCAUGAUUAUACUGAUAGUCGCACACUGUAUAUUAUUUUUUAUUUUCCUAUUAAAACCUAGAUAACACUGUGCAUUAUUAAAGUACUUAUCUUCUCUGAGGCUUUGCUCUGAAGGAUUUUUAUGAGCAGAGGUAAAUCGUUAGGGUGUUAUUUUUUUUUUUUUUCUCUUUAAGUAAUCAAGCUAAUAUAUCCUGUAAAUCAGAAAUCAGAGAUUUUUAUAUCAGUAUUGGUUAUGUGUGUAAAACGUUAUGAUCCCUAAGAUCUUUUUUUUUUCUUUCGUACCAAAUGGAAGACGUUUUUAAACACCGACUACUGUUUGUACAUUAAACUGUGUGGAAGGGCCUGUGUGGACUGUGAAAGAAGUACCAUCAUUUUGUAACAUAUAACAUGAAAUAUGAAUUAAAUAAUAUUCUUUAAAAAAAAAUGCAUUUUAACAAGUUUUUUUGCUUUUUUUUUUUUUUUUUUUUUUUUUUUUUUACUGCUUAGCACCAAAUGGAAAAUAGAACUACAUGAUGUUUGAUUUCGUCCCCAUUCGCUGUCCAGAAGACAAUACAAUAUAAUAGAUAUAUGUACUUAUAUAUGCAGCGUGAUCAGUCAUGAUGCAUCAUCUUCAUCCAUGUCAGCUUGGUGUAAUAUUUCCCAGCAGCGUCAUGCAAUUCUGUCCUCAAUGGCCUUCCAUAACACACAACACCAGUGAUGGGCAAACUACAGCUCCAGCUAGUUUUACCCACUUGUUAAGGGCAAAAGGAAAUUAUUCAGUAUUCAGUAUUCACCACUUUUCACUUGUGAGCUGCUAAUUUUAGUACUUCUCCUCAUUCUUACCACUAGAUGCUGCACAACUCUACACUAAUUCAUUCUCUGGAGAAUAAGGAUUGGAAUUUUUUUAUUUUCCCAACAAAAACAGCCAGGGGAACCUGUGUGAACGGUUGACGGAACAACUGUUAUAACACGAGUGAUGAGUGAUAAGCAAGAUGUGUUGUUGUUAAUAAAUAAAAAAUUGCUGUUGUUGGCAAA
Molecule: messenger RNA, 3539 nt
Organism: Pangasianodon hypophthalmus (striped catfish)
Lineage: Eukaryota; Metazoa; Chordata; Actinopteri; Siluriformes; Pangasiidae
Gene: kcnj13
Product: potassium inwardly rectifying channel subfamily J member 13
Exons: 3
Coding region: 222-1289 (355 amino acids)
Biological process (GO): regulation of monoatomic ion transmembrane transport; potassium ion import across plasma membrane
Cellular component (GO): plasma membrane
Molecular function (GO): inward rectifier potassium channel activity
Source: RefSeq, a predicted model, not a curated record